Molecule: messenger RNA, 1500 nt
Organism: Cladophialophora immunda
Lineage: Eukaryota; Fungi; Ascomycota; Eurotiomycetes; Chaetothyriales; Herpotrichiellaceae
Product: guanine nucleotide-binding protein subunit beta-like protein
Exons: 3
Coding region: 79-1029 (316 amino acids)
Biological process (GO): rescue of stalled cytosolic ribosome; positive regulation of protein phosphorylation
Cellular component (GO): cytosol; nucleus
Molecular function (GO): protein kinase C binding; translation regulator activity; ribosome binding
Source: RefSeq, a predicted model, not a curated record
GUCUCGACAGGCGAAUCUCGAUAACCAUCUCCCUCUGACACCAGCCUGUUCUCUCUUUGUCUGGAUCUUCAAGUCGCCAUGGCUGAACAACUUAUUCAACGUGGUACUCUUGAAGGCCACAGCGGCUGGGUCACCGCCCUCGCGACCAGCUUGGAGAACCCCAACAUGCUUCUCUCGGCCUCGAGAGACAAGACCCUCAUUAUCUGGAAUCUGACUCGCGACGAGACUGCCUACGGCUACCCGAAGCGGUCACUCCACGGCCACUCCCACAUUGUCUCCGACUGUGUCAUUUCCUCCGAUGGCGCAUACGCUCUCUCCUCUUCCUGGGACAAGACCCUGCGAUUGUGGGAGCUGUCCACGGGCAACACGACUCGAACAUUCGUCGGCCACACCAACGACGUCCUCUCCGUUUCUUUCUCCGCAGAUAACCGACAGAUUGUCUCAGGGUCCCGAGACCGAACCAUCAAGCUCUGGAACACCUUGGGAGACUGCAAGUAUACCAUCACUGACAAGUGCCACACCGACUGGAUCUCUUGUGUGCGCUUCUCCCCGAACCCUCAGAACCCGGUGAUUGUGAGCUGCGGGUGGGACAAGUUGGUCAAGGUCUGGGAACUCGCCUCCUGCCGCCUCCAAACCGACCACAUUGGCCACACCGGCUACAUCAACACCGUGACCAUCUCCCCCGACGGCUCGCUCUGCGCCUCGGGCGGCAAAGACGGCACCACCAUGCUCUGGGACCUGAACGAGUCCAAGCACCUGUACUCGCUGCAGGCCGGCGACGAGAUCCACGCCCUGGUCUUCUCGCCCAACCGAUACUGGCUCUGCGCCGCCACCAGCUCUUCCAUCACCAUCUUCGAUCUCGAGAAGAAGAGCAAGGUCGACGAGCUCAAGCCCGACUUCGUCGAGAAGGGCAAGAAGUCCCAGGAGCCAUACUGCGUGAGCCUGGCCUGGAGCGCCGACGGCCAGACCCUGUUCUCCGGCUACACGGACAACAAGAUCCGCGCGUGGGGCGUCAUGUCUCGAGCAUAAGCCGGGAGGGGUGGGUGUGUGUGUGUGUGUGUGUGGCCGGCCCUCAUAAUGGUGGAAAGUUGAACCGAACCACGAAGCCUUUGACUGAGAAGCAGACACGACGAGAAAGAAGGGAGAAAAGUGUGACGGAGACGGACGGUUAACGUUGGACUGCUGCCCAGAGAAAUAGCAAGAAAGAAUGAAAGGGAAGAGCAGUUAAACAGGCUUCGUUCUGCUACGGAUCUAUCAUCAACCCCUCGUCCCGGAACAGGAACCAAAAUGUAAGCCCAUACUCAUCGUGGAAAAUGGUUGAGAUACGGCGCAUUUUUCUCGAGGCGUGCUUUUGUGUCUCUAGAGGAUGGUCCAUGAGAAUACGCGACAAGAAAAUCAAAAUGAUCAAGACCAGUUAAAAAGGAUCCAAUUCACGAAUGCUUGAGAUGCCUCCUGAACAUCCUUUUGGGUAUCAUUUCUGGACCUCUCCUUAUUCUUCUU